UGUGCCCCGCGCCCAUGAUCUACCAGACGGCCGAGGAGUGCCGGCGAGGAGGGGGCGCCUGCCCGCGGCUCUGCCUGGACCAGGGCGCCGGUGUGGAGUGCGCCACCCGCUGCUACCCGGGUUGCUACUGCCCCGACGGCCUCUUCCUGCAGAACGACAGCUGCGUGCCGCGAAGCCAGUGCCUGUGCUAUCACCAGGGGGCGCUCUACCAGCCGGGCGACACCGUCCCCCACGACGCCUGUAACAACUGCACCUGCGUGGCCGGGGAGAUGGUGUGCAGCACGGAGCCCUGCCCAG
Chrysemys picta bellii (western painted turtle) is the source of this 297-nucleotide messenger RNA. Lineage: Eukaryota; Metazoa; Chordata; Testudines; Emydidae. The record is from RefSeq and is a predicted model, not a curated record.